This is a messenger RNA of Chelonoidis abingdonii (Abingdon island giant tortoise), 1198 nucleotides long. RefSeq lists its product as uncharacterized. Gene Ontology annotation, molecular function: MHC class I protein binding; coreceptor activity. Gene Ontology annotation, biological process: regulation of immune response. NCBI's taxonomy places the organism in Eukaryota, Metazoa, Chordata, Testudines, Testudinidae. Gene Ontology annotation, cellular component: cell surface. The record is from RefSeq and is a predicted model, not a curated record.
AUGCUGUUCGCCAAGUAUCUGCUUUUGUCUUUCAUGGUGGUACGAGUGCAGGGAUAUCUGCACCAAUUUCAGCCAUUCCUGUUUGUGAACAUUAAUGAUACAGCAAAGAUCCAGUGCUCUUCCAAAGAACAAUUUGUAGCAGGAGGUAUAACAGCUCAGUGGUACAGGAGACGAGAAGGUGAAGCCCCCAUGUUAAUUAAGAGAUGCUCAGAUCAUCAAAAUGUAAAUAAAGUUGCUUGCAUAUCGGAAGGACACAACUUGACCCUGGCAAUCUACAAUGCCCAACGGAAUGACUCGGGGGUUUAUUACUGUACCGAAUCUUACGUCAUCUUCUUGACUUUUGGCAACGGAUCCACUCUGAUUGUUGGAGACAGUUACACCUCCAGCAGUUGGGUGCUGCCUCUGGCUCCAUCUCCACACGGCCUCCUCUCCCCUGGGACGGCUGAUCUGGCUUGCGUGGUCCAUGGAGUUUCCAACGCAGUCCAAAUUUCCUGGAGUAUUUCUGGUGAUCUGCAGGAACAGGGGCUGAUACGUUCGCUGAAAGCAAAGGAUGGCUCCUUGGUGUUCAUAAAUCACAUUAGCGUCCCCGUGGCCACCUGGACCAGUGGGAAGAAUUUCACCUGUGAUGUUAAAUUCAACUCUUCUGGCAAGAGUGUUAAGAAAAUUGCCAGGUAUGUUGAAGCUUCCUCCACAGCCCCUGCCAGCGAUUGCUCACAUUACAUUGUGCCUCUUGCGGCUGGAGCUGGUCUGCUGCUGCUGCUGGUGUCUCUGAGCUUCAUCUGGACCCUGGCCCCUUCCACACUAGGAUUCAAGCCCAGGAUCUCAGCACCUCCAGCUUCAGAGGAGAACCAGGAUGGAAUCUUAUACGCUCAUCUGGAUUUUGAUUCACGGAAUUACAGCGGGCACACGUUGCAGCGACCGGCCAGAGGGAAACAUCUAAAACCAUGAACUGUCUAGUGCAGUGGAAUCCACACGUGGGAACUGAUGGCUGGUUCUCUGCUGAUUGGGCGUAGCAGCUGGAAGAAGGCUCUGUCUGUCUCUAUCUCCUUUCUUUUUUAUUUUCUCCCCUUGUCUGUUUAGAAUAAAAAGGUCAGAAGAUCCCCAAAGAGUCCAGCCUCAUCAGAUGGGAAAUCUCCUUUUGGGAUAUAAAGGCAUCAGGGAGUAGAUGGCUUUACCCGUCCCCUUUGUAUUAGAUUGG